Molecule: messenger RNA, 852 nt
Organism: Adineta steineri
Lineage: Eukaryota; Metazoa; Rotifera; Eurotatoria; Adinetida; Adinetidae
Source: the annotation of a GenBank genome assembly
AUGUCAAAUAACAACGAUAUUAGUGCAAAACUUCGUUUUUUCGGUCACACAGUUGAUGGAUCAGCGCCGUGGAUUGAUUCAAGUUAUACAAGGACAUUGACUGAGCCAAUCAUGAAUUUUAUACCAGCAUUAACUGAUGUUAUAAUUCAUAAUAUGCGAGGUCAAGAGAAUAAAUUUGAUCUUGAUACUCAAGGCUUUGAAGUGCACAAAUAUAACGGUGAAGUAAACAAUGAGUUCGAUAAUGGUGAUGAACAACAACGAAUUUAUUAUGAAGAACUUGCAGAACUACUUAAGAAACGUCUUGAUGCUUCUCGAGUAAUCGUAUUUAAUCAUGUAUUUCGAUAUCGAGGUCCAUCACGUGCUAUCGAUCUUUAUGAUACAAAUCACCAAAGUCCUGCUGUUCAUCCACAUGUAGAUUUUGAUGGACCUGGUGUUUACUUAAAACUAAAAGAAGUUGUUGGCGAAGAAGAGGCAAAAAAAUUAGCAUGCAAUCGAUUUCAACUUAUUAAUAUUUGGCGACCAAUUGGAUUCAAUAUUAUCACAAGGAAUCCUCUGACUCUAUGCGAUUAUCGUUCUUUAGAUCUCAAAAAUGAUGUUCAUCUGACAGAACUUCGAGGAUCUAUUAUUUCUUAUUCGAUUUAUACAAUCUCACACAAUGCUCAAAAUACACAAAAAUGGUAUUAUUUAAAUGAAAUGCGUUCGGAUGAAUUAUUGGUAUUUAAAAUGUUCGAUAGCGAUCCAAAUGUUGCUCAAUUUUGUGCUCAUACAGGAUUUAUCAAUGAUCAUGUACCCAUGAAUAAUAUUGAACAAAUAAGUCUUGAAGCACGUUGUUUCGUUUUUUAUGAUCGAUAA